GUGUUGUAAUUAGGACGCUCAUUGGCGGUAGCGGUUUUGCCGCUUCACGCUGGGAGAGGCCGCUGCCAUCGUGCCGCCCAUGCCCGGCUGGAGGAGCCGCUACCCGCAGGGCACGGCCGAGCCCGCCGCCCGCCCGUUCUGGGCGAUGCUGGGGCUCCUGGCCCGGGAGCCCGGCAUGGGGUGGCUGGCGGAGAGUCUCUCCGAGCGGGCGGCCCCGCGCUCGCCGCCCGCCUCGAGCCGCAGCAGGCGCGGUGGCCGCUGGGCAGCUGCAAGCAGCGUCAGCACAAGCCCAGGUCCCCGUGCGGCCGCGGGCCGGGCGAGGACGCGGAGCCGCAGGGAGCAGUGGGGCCGCCUCGCCGCUGGGGGAGACGCCGGAGCGGCCCUGGCGGCAGCCGCCGCGGAACAGGCGUUAGGAGACGCGCCCAAGGGUGGAUGUAUUUCUGGACCUCAUAUAGGAGAUGGACCUAGCCUUGUCUCUGAGCAGCAUACGUUGGGCCCUUGGCCCUGGAAGGCCUUGGACUUGUUGGAGCGUUCAGGUGAUGCCAGAAUUUGGCAAGCCUACCAUGCAGGCCUGAUGCACUUUUUUCUCUUUAGAGAAGAGAUGGGAAUGCCUGCAGUUUGGCCAGUUCCAGAGGAUCAAAUUAGAGGGUUUGUGGUGGCUAUGGAAUUACAAGGCUUGUCUUCACCGAAAAUACUGAUGUACUUGGCAGCACUCUCCUAUAUUUCCAAAAUCACAGGUCACCCUGAUCCUCUUCAAGAUUUUGUAACAUGUCAUAUAGUGGCAGGGUUGCAGUGGAGGGAAGGUAAUCAAAGAUAUUGCAGAUCUCAUGUAACCAUUGAGGUGUUGCGAUCUCUCUUGGGCACAGUACAAUCUGUGUGUAGCUCUCUUUAUGAAUGUUUGUUGUUCCGUGCCUUAUUUACUGUGACUUUUUUUGGGGCUCUUCGGGUGGAAGAGGUGGUAGCAGAGCACCACAACUGGGCACAGCCAGAGCUCCUGUACAUGAGUGAUGUCCAGCUGACUGAGGAAAGAGUGAACAUUUACCUGCAUACGUCCUACCUGGGCCAAGAAAGGUUUUUGAUCUCUCUUGGAUUAUCUAGAGAGACAUGGGUAUGCCCUGUUGAGGCACUGUGCAAUUACGUGGCAGCCAGGCCACGAGGGGAUGGGCCUCUCUUUGUACACUGGGAUGGCACACCAUUGACAAGGAGACAGUUCUUGGCUGUCUUCCGUUCUGCUUUAAGGUUACUUGGCCUUCGUCCAGAGCAAUAUGGUGUACAUUCUUUCUGGUUGGGAGCUGUUGUGACUGCUGCACGCUGUAGAUGUUCUGAAGAAACUAUUUUGCGCCUGGGCAGGUGGCAAGGUAUCCACCCAAAGAGGAGACAGAAGUAGUCAACCACAGAAGCCAAAAGAACAGCUAAUGUUACCUGGUCUAUUCCCCUUGCUGAUGCAGUAUUGUUUCCUACAGUGUGUGAUCUAGUGCUCUGAUGCAUAAUCUUCAAAGUAAUGGAGCAACUUUUUCAGAGAACAUUCUAGUUAAUUGACUUUUCUGAAGUUUGCAGUGUGCUGCCCUCUGCAUUUGUUUGUAAGCUAUAUCUGUCUGUUGGGGAUUGGACUUCCAUGUCUCUUUGCAAAAUUAACUUGCAAAAAUUGCUUAUCUAGUAAGGUCUUCAUGAUCAAUAAACUUGCAGUGCAGUCUCUUUUCAAA
Messenger RNA from Mauremys reevesii (Reeves's turtle), 1703 nucleotides. RefSeq lists its product as uncharacterized. NCBI's taxonomy places the organism in Eukaryota, Metazoa, Chordata, Testudines, Geoemydidae. Gene Ontology annotation, biological process: DNA integration; DNA recombination. The record is from RefSeq and is a predicted model, not a curated record. The transcript is spliced from 2 exons. The coding region runs from base 80 to 1387 and encodes 435 amino acids. Gene Ontology annotation, molecular function: DNA binding.